This is a messenger RNA of Lynx canadensis (Canada lynx), 1957 nucleotides long. It is a transcript of the gene SLC34A3, whose product is annotated as solute carrier family 34 member 3. Gene Ontology annotation, cellular component: vesicle; brush border; apical plasma membrane. The transcript has 12 exons. The coding region runs from base 42 to 1850 and encodes 602 amino acids. NCBI's taxonomy places the organism in Eukaryota, Metazoa, Chordata, Mammalia, Carnivora, Felidae. Gene Ontology annotation, molecular function: sodium:phosphate symporter activity. Gene Ontology annotation, biological process: sodium-dependent phosphate transport; intracellular phosphate ion homeostasis. The record is from RefSeq and is a predicted model, not a curated record.
CAGAUCCAGGCCUGGGCCUGGUCUAUCCCUGCCAGAAAUCCAUGCCGAAUUCCCUCACGGGUGGCCAGGUCCCACCCCUUACUCUGGACACAGUUGGCCUGGUGGACCGGAGCCUGGGAAAUGCAGGGACCUCCGGUUCUGCCCCAGUCUUGGAAGACGGGAAAAUGGACCCCUGGGCCCUCCCUCAGCUGAAGGACACUGGACAGUCCUGGAAAGAGCUCAGCGUGGCCGGCAGGGUGCUCCGGGUGGCCACUGGCUUCCUCAAGGCCUGUGGACUCCUGGGCAGCCUCUACCUCUUCAUCUGCUCCCUGGACAUCCUCAGCUCCGCCUUCCAGCUGCUGAGCAGCAAGGUGACUGGAGACAUCUUUAAGGAAAACGUGGUGCUGUCCAACCCCGUGGCUGGACUGGUCAUCGGCGUGCUGGUCACAGUUCUCGUCCAGAGCUCCAGCACGUCUUCCUCCAUUGUGGUCAGCAUGGUGGCCUCCAAAUUGCUGACCGUCCAGGCGUGUGUGCCCAUCAUCAUGGGCGUCAACGUGGGCACGUCCAUCACCAGCACCCUGGUCUCAAUGGCACAGUCAGGGGACCGAGAUGAGUUUCGGAGGGCCUUUGGCGGCUCAGCUGUUCACGGCAUCUUCAACUGGCUCACGGUGCUGAUCUUGCUGCCACUGGAGAGCGCCAUAGCCCUGCUGGAGAGGCUCAGCGCCCUGACUCUGGGCGCCACCAGCCUGCAGCCUGGGGGGCACGCGCCCGACAUCCUCAAGGUGCUAACGCAGCCUCUCACACACCUCAUUGUGCAGCUGGACACCGAUGCGAUUGCAAGCAGCGCCACGGGCAACGCCACCAACAGCAGCCUCAUUAAGCAAUGGUGCGGCACCAGGGAGGUGAUGACCUCGGGGAACAGCAGCGACUGUGGAGCGGCGGCCUCCGGCCCCUGCCCUGAGAGGAACGGAACGGCUGCGGUGGAGCUGCUGCCCUGCCACCACCUGUUUGUGGGGACCACGCUCACGGACCUGGCCGUGGGCUUCAUCCUGCUGGCCGCCUCCCUGCUCCUGCUCUGCACCUGCCUCGUCCUCAUCGUCAAACUGCUUAACUCUGUGCUGCGCGGCCGCAUCGCCCAGGCCGUGAGGAAGGUCAUCAAUGCUGACUUCCCCUUCCCCUUCAGCUGGCUCAGCGGCUACCUGGCCAUCCUGGUGGGCGCCGGCCUGACCUUCGUGCUCCAGAGCAGCAGUGUCUUCACGGCGGCCGUUGUGCCGCUCAUGGGGGUCGGGGUGAUCAGCCUGGAGCGCGCAUACCCCCUCUUCCUGGGCUCCAACAUCGGCACGACCACCACAGCCCUGCUGGCCGCCCUGGCCAGUCCCGCGGACAUGCUGCUCAGCGCCCUCCAGGUUGCCCUCAUCCACUUCUUUUUCAACCUGGCCGGCAUCCUGCUGUGGUACGUGGUGCCUGUCCUGCGGCUGCCCAUCCCGCUGGCCAAACGCUUCGGGGACGUGACCGCCAAAUACCGCUGGGUGGCCAUCGCCUAUCUCCUGCUCAGUUUCCUGCUGCUGCCGCUGGCCGCCUUCGGGCUCUCCCUGGCAGGGAGCACAGUGCUGGCUGCGGUCGGAGGACCCCUGGUGGGGCUGGUACUCCUCGUCAUCCUGGUCAAUGUCCUGCAGCGGCACCGGCCGGCCUGGCUGCCACGCCGUCUGCGGUCCUGGGCCUGGCUCCCGCUCUGGCUCCAUUCUCUGGAGCCCUGGGACCGCCUGCUGGGCCGCUGCUGCCCCUGCAGGGUCUGCAGCCCCCCUCCGGCCGCUGCCAAGGAGGCCCACUGCUACGAGAACCCUGAGGUCCUGGCCUCCCAGCAGCUGUGAAGGGUGGGCACCCCCACUUCGUGGACUUCUGGGUGCCCUGGGGGAUCCCAGUAGCAGGAGACUUCCGAGUCACCUAGCUUGGCUUCUUUCCAAAUAAACAAGGCUAU